GAUACAGCAUGCAGGUCCGUCCUUGAGCUAAUUAACGGUAUGAUGGGCGCUUUCCAGUGCAAUGUUUUUUCGAUAUAAAAGUAAAAGCUACUCGUCCCCACAAUAUCCCGUACCAUACAUUAAGCGUCUCGCCCACUCGCAGUUAUUCUCAACUUGGGUUUUCCCUACAGCGCUGCAUUUGCCGCCAGGCUCACCUUAUUCGUAGUAGAAUGGUGAUGUCCACGCUAGCAUGGACAACUACGAGCUUGGCUGACUAUCAAGACGUGUACAGUACAAAUUAUGUUGGUUUGGCAGGAUUCACUUUAUUGGUCUGGGAUCACUUGAUCACUUUUGCUGAUGAGGUAGAAUUUAUAUGGCAAGGUCGCAAAGGCGCUCUGGUAUAUCUUUUCCUGUUGAACCGAUAUAUGACACCUCUUGGGUUUAUCGUCAAUCUUGUUGCAUAUUUAUCAACUUGGCCCCAAAACAGGUGUACGCACUUCGUACGAUAUGAAGGCGCCAUGACUUUGCUCGGUAUACAAAUUGUGGCAUUGAUGAUGUUACUCCGAGUUUACGCUAUGUACCCCGACAACAAGUCAUUAGUUGGUUUACUGGUGCUCAUUUUCCUUGCUUGGACGGGCGUGAAUGCAUUGCUACUUGCAAAGGCUAGUUCUGUAUUGCACGAGGGCUUAUCAUCUUGCACGAUGGUGUUUGAUCCGGGAAUGCCAUUCCAUAUAGCAUCAUCAUCAGCAUGGUUUCCCCUGAUGUUCGAUACUGUCGUAUUUGUCUCAACAAUGUAUCGAGCGAUCCCAUCGAUUAGACAUAAAGAAGCUGGGCGUAUUCUACGGACUAUGCUCAACGAUGGUUUACUGUAUUACAGUGUUAUAUGUGGGGUAAAUCUCGUGUUGACUGUUAUGAUUGUUCGGGCACCCCCAGGAAUACAAAACAUUACUGCUCAACUCGAAUUGCUUCUCACUGUUGCAAUGAUGUCACGCAUCACUCUGAACUUGAAGAAGCAAGCCGCCCAAGAAAUUUUCAGUUCCACUGGUUCUGUAGUCUACCCAGUAUCCUUUGCACGCUCUCGCUCUGGUUCCGAGGGCUCUAUUCGUCCACCGUCCGUGGUGAUGUUCCAUCCUCAGGCUGGUUCGUCAUCAUCCGCGAAGGCGCGAGGCUCAGCCAUCAGAUUUUCGGAGCCGCUUGAUCAAAAUCCAAGAGCCGGUCCUCGUCUGAACACGAAAUUCUCAGAAAGUGAUACGGGCUUGACUCCUGAGCUUGAAGAAGUGGGGUUCUCUUGGGAAGUACGCGGAUCUUACGAGAUGAAAGCCACUGGACGAAACAAGGGCUCGGGUGUGGAGACACAAUCUUAGCUCUGUGUUUCCUGGCUCAGACUUGUAUCAAGACUAAGGUGUUUCAUAUAUUUUAUUUAACUGUGAAAGAUACGUGUACAGAUUACUGGCUUCAUACCAUGUAUCACUCUUAUGAUGUGGCCUUGAGAUCAGGACUAGUUUUACUCUAUAUUCUUCGUAACUUAGGUCUCGGUGGUUUUAUGUAUUCUAUGAAUCUGGUGUACGCCCU
This is a messenger RNA of Serpula lacrymans var. lacrymans S7.9, 1551 nucleotides long. RefSeq lists its product as uncharacterized. The record is from RefSeq and is a predicted model, not a curated record. Lineage: Eukaryota; Fungi; Basidiomycota; Agaricomycetes; Boletales; Serpulaceae. The transcript has 16 exons. The coding region runs from base 210 to 1343 and encodes 377 amino acids.